AUAAUAAAUAAUAAAUACAAUUACAAUUAAUUCAUUCUAUGGUACAAGAGGCCAGGGGAUGAGGUACUCCUGGGUAUCUUGGAUAGUAGUGACAGUGAGUAGGACUUCUCAGACCCAUAAGAUGGUGGUGGUACCAUGGCAGAUAGUAGUGACGAUUGUUUCACAGACCUGCAUGAGGAAGAAAGAGUAUUACCAACCAAGCAGAUCAACUCUAGAAUCAAUGGUUCUUACACACAAGUAGCACAGAACCUGACAAACACCAGCCAACAAGCCAGCCAUAAAGAAUUGAAUUUUAUAUGUAACCUAUGUAACCUUUGGGGUGGUGCCUAAAAGAUCAAAAGAUUAUCAAUACACACACUAAAUUGAAUAAUAACAUUCAGCCACAUACCGUUAGCGCGAAAUUUUCGAGGCACUUAUAUUUCGUGGAUUGGCCGCACAAUGUUCGCGGAAUGACUGCUUACCGGAAGCCACGCCUUUAAAUAUUUGCAUGAUAGCAGGUAAUUUUUCGUAGACUUAAUUUUCGUGUAGAAUUCUAACCCACGAAAUCCGCGAAAAUUAAGCCCCCGAAAAUUUCGCACCAUACGGUAAUUAUAACAGACAGCACACUAAAAAUUGGGUAGAUACAUGUAACACAGCACUAACUCACAAGCCAACAAACCUAAAGAAGUAUACUGAGAACAUGAGAACAGCCAUACACAAAGUACAGUACAUCUCAUACAAGGCAAACUUACAUGUAAUGGCACUGCAAUUUUAUGAUCCUACAACAAACUGGGAGUUCAUGCAUAACAAGAUUCAUAACUUGGGCACAGAAGAAUUACAAUGCAUAUCACAGGCAAACACACAAGCCAACUAAUGACAAAUUACAGGGGCGUACACAGGGUGGUGCUUAGGUAUGGAGGGCCGUUCGUGACAAAAAUGGGUACUACAUGUACAUGUCGAUUUCAAAACGCGAGUAGGAAAGACGCGUUCUCUAACGCGUAUAGGGAACACAACACGUUUUGCCUACACACGUCUAGUAGACGCGUGUUGCCUACACACGUCUAGUAAACACGUAUAAUUAUGCUACACACGUCUAGUAACCGCGUGCUAGGAAACGCGUGUUGCCUACACACGUCUUAUAGCUACGUUGCCUAGUGCCUACACAAGUUUAGUUGAAAAACCACAUAGAGUUGCAUGACCAUGUGCUAAUCACAUGACCAUACUUGUAUAGUCACGUGACAUUUGUGAGCCAUGUGGUAUUAAUUAUUUUUUGGAAACUGAUAAUAGCUGUUUAGUAUGUCUCAAGACACUGAUCAAAAGAAAGUUGAUGAGGCUGUUCGGCUUCUAGUGUCCUUGCAAAAGGACAGUGUAGCAGGCCCUUCAAGGUCAAGAACAAAUUAACCAUCUGGGCACAAUGGUGAGUUCAACUACCAUUACUUUAUACAUUCUAAUUACAGCACCACAAAAAAUAAUUUUACACUUGUGCUCAUUGAAAAAAGAAUUAAAUAUCGAAGUUGGUGCUUCAAUUAGAGCGGCGCAUAGUAAAAGAGCAAGUUUGGACACUUUCUACAUGAUAAAGUUGUGUUGGAGCUUCAAGAAAAAGCUGUCCAGGCGCUGAAGAGUCUGAAGAGUCUCAAGAGUGUUAAGGAAGAGCAGCGCUUCAACUUCUCACCUUAUAUGAAAGAUAGCAGGAAACGCUCGGCUCUGUGUGGAAGUUCUAGCACCCCCAAAAAGCCCAAGAAGAGUGUGAGCUGGACACAUAUAUUUUUUUGUCUUGCGAAAUGUGACCAAGCCAAAGUUCCUGGAACCAUGUGGGAACGCGAACAGCUUCUAGAUGCUGGGUUAGGCGAGCAAAAAUUGACCUUCAAUGAUUUGGAAUGCACUGCAGAAGAGUACAAAAAAGUGCUAGUUCGCCAUUUUCCGAAACUUAGUGAUUCGGGCGGAUAUGAGUUGAUGCGUUGCUGUCCCAACAGUCGCAAUCUGGAAUGUAUUUCCUCAACUGAUUUGAAAUCACCUCAAUCUACACAAGAACGCGUUGGCAGAUCAAAGGUUUAUGUUCGCCCUAUUCAAAGAGAUCUCGAUGUGACACCACUUGAGAAUGAAGAAAGUCUAGAAAGCAAGGUACUGGAGAAAUGCCUAACUUGUGGCAAAUGUGUUAACUUGUCUAACCUGAGACAACAUGUGGCUGGAUGCAAGGGAAGCCCGAUUGUUUAUGGUGGCGGGGAUGGCCCACUGUCAGUACAUUCAUCUGGAAGUGAAACUGAAAGUGAAGGAGGAUUGCCAUACGUAUUCAUACGUAUUCAUACCAGGACUGAAAGGGAAAAAUCCAAGGGACGGCGAAGGUCAAAGUACAUCUGGAUACCAAAACUACCUUUCUUUGUUGGACGAGCCAUCAAGCGAUCUUUCGGAAGAUGAUGCUGACCUGCAAGCAGCAAUUUCUGCAAGCCUACAACAUAAAACGACAUUGACGUUACCUGAUGAGCUUGUUGCUGAGAGUAUUGAAAAGAUUUUGAAGGAUCACUCUACCAAACACAUUUCAAGUGACCUGUCAUCUCAAAUAACUGUAAGAAGAACGCACAUUUGGGAAGACUCCCUGAGAUUAUUUCGCCGGAUUGAUGCUAGCAAAACGCUAAGAGUUACCUUUCUAGGAGAAGCAGGAGUGGAUGAUGGAGGGCCACGUCGAGAGUACCUCAGGCUGAGGCUGUUGAUGUCAGCGAUCAACAAUCAGGGUCAUUUGUUAACUGGUCCACCUUCUAGCAAAGUACCACUACACAAUACCCUAGCAUUGAGUAACGGUUGCUUCUACAAAAUCGGUGUCUUCAUUGUGCUGUCACUUUCGCAAGGAGGGCCUGGGCCUACAUUUUUCUCAUCUUGCGUUGUAGACUAUCUGUUUGGAGGAACAGCAGCUGUUAAAGCAUGCAUUGAUGACAUCCCAGACAAGGAGGUUUGUGAGAAGUUGCAUAAGCUUGAGAGUGCUUCUACCAACGAAGAGUUGCAAGAUCUUCUUAAUAGCGAGCAAUUUUCUUUCCGCUUUGAUUGCGGAGUGUGUCAGCCGGCAUCCUCCAUUAACAUCAACGACAAGCAACACCUUGUUUCAAGCAUUGCACUACACUACUGCAUCUAUGCAUGUAAAGCUGAACUGGAUGAAAUCAGACGUGGCUUAGUCUCCCUUGGGUUUGUAGGCCUGAUGACCCAGUAUCCGUGCUUGAUGUCUCUCUUUAAAGCCAGUUCACAAAAGCUCACAAAAGCUUACAGCUGAUAUUUUGCAGAAUAUGUUUUCACAUACAUUUAGCCUCGCUGGCUCAAAUUCCCGUGCCAAAGAGCAACAAAUUAUGAUGCAUAUUCUGGAGCUACUGCAUGAUGUCGAAGAUGGGAAGUGAGAAGUCGAUGUUUUGGACGAUGGUAAUCGUGAGAUUAUUCCAAUUUCCUUGGAGGAUAUCCUCGUUUUUGCGACUGGUGCAGCAAGUGUUCCUCCUAUGGGGUUUUCAGAACGGCCUCGCAUUGUUUUUAAAGAAGACAGUGCAAGUGAUCUUCCAACUGCCAGCACAUGCUCUAACACAUUGUAUGUUCCUACAGUGCACCACAAUAGUUACGAUAAGUUUAAAUACAAAUUUGUUUUUGGUGUUACUGGUGCUGUUGGCUUUGGAACAGUGUAAACUGAUAAUCGAAUCGAACUGAGAAUCAAAUUGAACUGAGAAUAUGAAGUUGAUCCCGCAAGAACAUAAUUAUAUAACUAUUAGAAGUUGUGAUGCGGACGUAAUCAUUUAUUUGUUUUAAUUAUUGGCUUUUAUAACUAUUGCCUUUAAGUAUUA
Halichondria panicea is the source of this 3791-nucleotide messenger RNA. Its product is annotated as G2/M phase-specific E3 ubiquitin-protein ligase-like. The coding region runs from base 2159 to 3238 and encodes 359 amino acids. NCBI's taxonomy places the organism in Eukaryota, Metazoa, Porifera, Demospongiae, Suberitida, Halichondriidae. The record is from RefSeq and is a predicted model, not a curated record. The transcript has 10 exons. Gene Ontology annotation, molecular function: ubiquitin-protein transferase activity.